Penicillium malachiteum is the source of this 1299-nucleotide messenger RNA. Its product is annotated as NAD(P)/FAD-dependent oxidoreductase. Gene Ontology annotation, molecular function: sarcosine oxidase activity; flavin adenine dinucleotide binding; saccharopine oxidase activity. Lineage: Eukaryota; Fungi; Ascomycota; Eurotiomycetes; Eurotiales; Aspergillaceae. The record is from RefSeq and is a predicted model, not a curated record. The coding region runs from base 1 to 1299 and encodes 432 amino acids. The transcript has 3 exons.
AUGGCGCCAUCAUCCCUCACCCACAACUCCUCUCUCCUCAUUAUUGGAGCUGGUACUUGGGGCUGCUCUACAGCGCUGCAUUUAGCUCGCCGCGGAUAUGAGAAUGUGACUGUUCUCGACCCUUACGCGGUACCAUCACCGAUUGCAGCUGGGAAUGACGUGAAUAAGAUCAUGGAGCACAAGGAGUUGAAGACGAAGGAUCCAGACGCGCGAAGCGUUGCAUCAGCAACUUGCAGUCGAGCAGCAUUACAAGGCUGGAAAACCGAUCCAGUGUUCCAACCAUAUUUCCACGAAACCGGAUUCAUCGUUUCAGGACAUACACCAGCCUUGAUCCGACAUAUCAAGGAAGAGGAAAUCGAUCCCACAGACGCGAACUUCACAAAGCUGGAGACGGCAGAAGACUUCCGAAAAACAAUGCCACCUGGUAUCUUGGCGGGAGAUUUCCCAGGCUGGAAAGGCUGGCUCAGCACUGAUGGGGCUGGUUGGAUUCACGCGCGCAAGGCAAUGGUUUCUGCAUAUACCGAAGCUCAACGGCUAGGCGUCACAUUCAUCACUGGAUCGCCAUCCGGAAAAGUGGCAACAUUAGUAUACGAAAAUGAUGAUGUGAUCGGUGCUCAAACAGAGGAUGGGUUCAUCCAUCGUGCAGACCAUGUUAUAUUAGCUGCAGGCGCAGCUAGCGAUCGCUUAUUCGAUUUCGAGAAACAGUUACGCCCAACCGCUUGGACAUUAUGCCAUAUCCAGAUGACGCCCGCGGAAGCACAGCAGUACCGAAACUUGCCACCUGAUGAAGAUAAGCAUGAGCUUAAGAUCUGUGAUGAACAUCCAGGCUAUUGCAACUUCGUUUCGGAUCCUCUGCAUAAUGGAGAGACUCGAAGUAUUCCCUUCGCUAAGCAGCAGAUUCCUAUUGAGGCAGAGGCACGAGCAAGGGACUUUCUGAGAGAUACGAUGCCAUACCUCGCAGAGCGGCCACUUACGUUUGCUAGAAUUUGCUGGGAUGCGGACACACCUGACCGGGCAUUUUUGAUUGAUCGACAUCCUAAGUAUCGUUCUCUACUUGUUGCAGUUGGGGGAUCCGGGAAUGGUGCAAUGAAGAUGCCAUCUAUUGGUGGGUUUAUUUUUGCUGCAUUGGAAGGAACUCUACAAUCCGAACUCAAGGGCGUUUUCCGAUGGAGGCCAGAAACGGCGGUGGAGCGAGAUUGGCAUGCAACACAAAAUCGCUUUGGAGGACCAUAUAAAGUUAUGGAUUUCCAAAGUAUUCAUAAUGAUGAAUGGACGUGGAUAGAGGAUGGCAGUACGUGA